AAGGGAAAGCUGCAAACACAGGUGAUAUUAGUGUAAAACGUGCAAUGCGUCCGUAUCUAAGCUUCAGUACGGAUAAAUAUGGAUGGAUGCCAUAACUGUUCUGUGCAUAAACCGAAGAAGAAAACAAUGACAAUGGAAGUGAAGAUCAUUUCCGAAGAGCUCAUCAAGCCCUCGUCAUCAACCCCGCAACACCUCCGGACCUUCAAGCUUUCCCUUCUAGGUCAGCUCGUUCUCGAGCCUUACGUUGCAGCAACCCUCUUCUACUCUUCCAAUUCCAAAGAGGGCUCUUGCUUAGAUGUCCGGGUGAAAAUAGAUCUUUUGAAAAAGUCCCUCUCCCAGACCUUGUCUCGGUUCUACCCUCUGGCAGGGAAGAUACGGGAUGACUUCACCGUCGAAUGUGAUGAUGGUGGAGCCCGUUUCGUUGAGGUUAAUGUUAACAUGUCAUUGUCUCAGUUCCUCACCGAUCCGGACCUCAUUAUGCUGAACAAAUUCCUUCCUUGUGAGUAUGCUGCCAAGAACUCUCCCGAUGAUGUGACUCACGCCGCUAAUUUCCAAGUGAAUGUGUUCCAGUGCGGCGGGAUGGCCAUCAGUUUAUGCAAUCCGCAUAAACUCCAUGAUGGGGCCUUCCUAAGUGCGUUGCUGAAGGAGUGGGCUGCAGCUGCCCGAGGUGGUGGCAGUGGCAAAGGUGGCACUGCAACUGCUGGAGACCUUAUGGCUCCGGCGGAGGUCUUCCCAGUGAAAGAUCUGUGGCUGAGAGACUUAUCGGUCGCAACCUUAGGCUGCACGUAUAAAAAGGGAAGGUGUGUCACGCAAAGGUUUCUAUUUAGUGGGCCUGCAAUAGAAGCCCUCAAGGCCCGAGGAACUGGUCCCACCAUGAAGAAACCAACUCGAGUCGAAGCAGUCUCGGGGUUCUUAUGGAAGUGUGCAAUGGCCGCCUCGAAGAGGAAGAGCAACGGUCUCAGAAGGCCUUCAGUUUUCCUUCAUUUCGUGGGUAUACACAGGAAGACUGAUCCUGCCCUAUCAGAAUUCUCCCUAGGAAACCUUCUUUGGGUGGCUGCAGCUCAGUGCAAGAACACUGAUUCAGAUUGUACCGAUGAUAUGUUGCCUUUGUUGGUGGCUGAAAUGAGGAGAGCGAUAUCUAAGAUAGAUAGUGACUUUGUCUCAGGACUAAGAAAUGACAAGAACUUAAUAAGUAGCUCUCUUGAAGAGCUUAGAGGGCUGGGGUCUGAUGGGGAGGUGGACUGCUUUGGGUGUUCAAGUUGGUGUAACUUUGGGGCUUAUAAUGUCAACUUCGGCUGGGGAAGGCCCGUAUGGGUUGGUAACAUCGGGUUUAACACGCCGAUGUUCCAAAACUUUAUUUUUUUGUUCAGUACAAGGCUCGGUAAUGGAAUAGAGGCAUGGGUUACUUUGGGUGAGGAGGUGAUGGAUCUUUUGCAGGAGGAUCCCGAGCUCAGGUCAUUCGCUACUGUGAACCCAUGUCCUCUGGCUAUGACCAGCUUAUUGUGAAUUUCAUGAUCCCACAUGAGUAAUGGUUAAUAAGACAUUUCUGAUGGGUUUAAUGUGUGUGCGCGCUUUGUUUUCUUUGUCUUUUUACGGUCAGAAAUAAAAUGUGUUUCAUGCUUUUGCUUUAAAAGCAUGUAAAUGUUCAGGUUA
Punica granatum (pomegranate) is the source of this 1653-nucleotide messenger RNA. The record is from RefSeq and is a predicted model, not a curated record. NCBI's taxonomy places the organism in Eukaryota, Viridiplantae, Streptophyta, Magnoliopsida, Myrtales, Lythraceae.